AUCCAACGCCUAGAAAUCAACCCCUCCACCAACCCCAUACGCACAGCAAAUCACCAUUGUCUCUCGCUCCCUCUACAUUCUCCACCGUGUGCCACUCUCCAACUGCGCCGCUCGCCACCGUCCACAGUUACGCCCAUAUUGAUAUACUUUCUGCAGAUGCAAAUGAAACCAAGUUAACAGCGGUUGACCUCUCACUAGUCAACCAUCAUUGCAACAGUCACCGCCACUCCAUUUGGAGGCAGUGCAGCCAUGGCCCAUUCAGUACGAGUGGCAGCCGCACAGAUGACCUCCAUUAAUGAUCUCUCGGCCAAUUUCAUCACCUGCUCUCGCCUUGUUAAGGAAGCGGCUACAGCCGGUGCGAAAUUGCUUUGUUUUCCUGAGAAUUUCUCCUACGUAGGUGCCAAAGCCGGUGAUAGUCUUACAAUUGCUGAACCAUUAGAUGGACCGAUUAUGAAGCAAUACUGUUCCCUAGCAAGGGAGUCAAAUAUAUGGUUGUCGCUUGGAGGGUUUCAAGAAAAGGGAUCCGACGAUUCACAUUUGUGCAACACUCAUGUGCUGAUUGAUGAUUCUGGGAAUAUCAGAAGCACAUACCGGAAGAUGCACUUGUUUGAUGUUGAUGUGCCUGGAGGUGCUGUUUACAAAGAGAGCAGUUUUACUGAACCAGGAAAGGAUGUUGUUGCAGUGGAUAGCCCGUUUGGUCGUCUUGGUCUCACAGUUUGCUAUGAUUUGAGAUUCCCGGAACUUUAUCAGCAGCUUAGGUUCCACCAUGGCGCAGAGGUAUUGUUGGUGCCUGCUGCUUUCACAACAGUGACAGGGGCAGCGCAUUGGGAAGUGUUGCUUCGUGCCCGGGCUAUUGAAACUCAGUGUUAUGUCAUAGCUGCUGCGCAGGCCGGAAAGCAUAGUGAGAAGAGAGAGAGCUAUGGUGAUACCUUGAUUAUCGAUCCAUGGGGUAUGGUUAUCGGCCGGUUACCUGAUAGACUUUCAACUGGCAUUGCUGUUGCAGAUAUCGAGUUUUCACUGAUUGAGUCGGUUAGAUCAAAGAUGCCAAUAUUGCAGCAUCGGAAGCCUGUUGAAUUUUGGAGAUCAGCAUCGGCUUCUCUGUGAGUUUGAAGGUGCAAUUCUUGUUUCCCGCCUGCAUCAGCAGAUGGCAUUUGUAACUUUACCUCUUUCUGGCUGCUGCAUUUGUGUCUAUAUUAUGUAAACAGUGAUAAUUCAGCUGCUGCUGCAAAUGGAAAUAAAAUUAUCCACUUUCUUUUACCCAUAGA
This is a messenger RNA of Sesamum indicum (sesame), 1265 nucleotides long. RefSeq names its product Nitrilase/cyanide hydratase and apolipoprotein N-acyltransferase family protein. NCBI's taxonomy places the organism in Eukaryota, Viridiplantae, Streptophyta, Magnoliopsida, Lamiales, Pedaliaceae. Gene Ontology annotation, molecular function: hydrolase activity, acting on carbon-nitrogen (but not peptide) bonds, in linear amides. The record is from RefSeq and is a predicted model, not a curated record.